AUGCCCUCCGUUUACUCGUCGGUUUUCCAGAGCUUUAUCCGACAAGGAUUCACAAAGUCUUUUACCCACGGCUACGCCCAGUCGGUCGUUGCCGCCACUCACCCUCAUGUUCUAAACCCACAGAACCGGCCGUCGUUCGCACGGCGGCGCAAUGCCGCCCGCGUCGGCCGUCUCACCAACCUCGGCCUGCAGUCUGCCUUCCACAACAACUCGUCGAACCUUCCGGUCACGAACAACAACAAUGUAGAACGCCGACCCGACGCCGCCGCCGACAACCAUGGCGGGUUGGACGCCUACUACGACCAGCUGCAGAAGACGCAGGACGCCGAGGAAGAUGAGAAGGAUUGGGUCCAGUUCCAGUUCCCCAAGCAGAUCGAAUGGAAGCCUACGCCGGCUUCCGUGCUCGUUGGCUCUGACGCCAAAACUCUCGCCCUUGAUGCCGAGGAAACCGCGGACUCGGUCGCCGCCGACGAUGCUGUGUCUGUCGGAUCGGGCGUCCCAGCCGAGGCCCAGGCUGCUUUGGCGCACAUUGACGCGGCGCUUGAGAGGGAGAUUGAGGCACGGAGAGAGCUAGCGGAACUCGAGGAGAAAGUCGAGUCCCUGCGCGCCACCUCUCCUGUCGAGGCGGAGAAGCUUGCUGAAGAAAUUCGCUCGCGCACCGCCACUCCUCUUUCCGCCGUCGAGACUCCCGCUACGACCGUCACCCCGCCCGUCGACCAGCAGUCCCAGACCUAUGCCGACCAUCUCGCCAAGCUUAGCGAGGCCGGCCGCCAUGCCGAGAUUCCGGCCGUUUUCGAGGCCAUGCUGAUCGGUGGUGUGCGCCCUAUCGCUGCGGCAUACAACGCUCUCCUCCAGGCGGCCAUCCACAUCCCGUCGGAGAAGUGGGAGGUCGUGACCAAGGCGCUGGAUGUCUACGCUGACAUGCUGCGUCGCAAGGUUUCCCCCGACAGCGAGACGUACAACGUGCUUGUCGGUCUGCUGGCCUCUCGCUCGCUCGAGAUCUCCUCGCUGAAGCAGAACCUUGAGGACAAGCGGUUGCGCUUUGGUGGCAUGGAUGAGCCCGGCAAGUUCAUGUUCACCUCUCACGAACUCGAACACGCCAUCUUGGUUGAGGAUGACCGCCUCGACCUGGCCAUGAACUUGUUCAGGUCGUCGGUCAACCACAGCAAGGCCCAAUACUCGUCCGAGACCUAUCUUCAGAUGAUCUCGGCGUGUGCCCAAGCCGGCCGCAUCUCCGACAUGCUCCAGCUGUUCGGGUACAUGGAGGCGAGCCAGACCACGCCAUUUGCCGCCACGUUCCCUGCGAUGAUCACGGCGUUUGCCCGGUCUGGAGAUCUUGUCAGUGCGGUCGAGUGUUACAACGAAUACCGCAGCCUGGCCAUGGCCCACGACCAAGGGGAGCCUGCGUUGCAUGACCGUUCCGAUGCUGAGGUGUAUGCUGCCGUUGUUCACGGUUAUGUCAUCUCGGACAAGCUCGACGGUGCCAAGAUCUUCUACUCCAAGAUCUCUCGAGAGUACCCGGGGCCGGACUCUGAAUUCAGGCAGAUCGUCCUCGCCAGCGGCUUUAUGAAAGGCUUCAUUGAUCGGCAAAUGUGUUCCGAGGCUUUCAACUUCGCGACGAACAUGACCGGGGAGUCGAAGAAGACGGCCAUGAGCGAUCUAGCGAUUGCCGCGGCCGAUCUCGGAGACCACAAGACCGGCCUCGCUGCGUUUGCCUGCCUGCCCACCCGGAGCGAUGCCGCUGCGUCUGCGAUUGCGCUCCUUGCCUCGUGUGUUCGUGAGGGCAAUGUUCCUGCGGCUACACGCUUCUGGGAGGUUCUCUGCCAUUCCAGCGUGAAGCCGACCGUGUCGUUCAUUGAGCCCACCGCGAUGUAUGCCGUCGCCAUGAUCGGCUCGGGGCUCGUUGCUGACGGCUUGAACCAGGCGGAUUUCAUGUUCCAGCGCAUUCGGGACGAGAACCCUCAGUUGGCGGAUGAAGUCGAGGAGGGCACCCAGUUUGUGUCCAACUUCAUGACGGCACGGGGGAUCGUGGACCCACGCACUAUCCCGGAACCCACCCCGCCUCAGUCGUUUGCCACGCCGCCUUUUCUUCAGACCGCGGCCGUUGCCAAAGAAGAGGACUCCUUUGACCCGUACUCGCACCACGUGGACUUGAGGGUCUCCGCUUUGAUCCAGCACAAUUUGGAAUGGGUCGGCCCCGAGUCGAAGAUGAAGGCGAAGCGCUGGGAUUCCUUUGACAAGCUCCACAAGAUGCGCCGCGCCGGCCGGCAUCCCCGCUACAUCAUCUACGCCAAGCUCAUCACGGCUGCCGGGAAGGAGGACUUCAACAUGGCCGAGAACAUCCUGGCCAUGGCUCGCGAGGACGUACCGCCCCUGCCCCAAUACCCAGCCGUCCGUCUCGGGUGGACUUGGAUCCUGGAUGCCAUGAUUGCCGCCUGUCUUCAGCAUGGUCUCCGGGAGUUAGCUGAAAAGUACCACCAGGAGGUGCUGGCCAUGGGGGCGACGCCCUCGGCCAACACUUAUGGGCUGUACAUCACCACGUUGCGCGACGCCGGCAAGGCGGUUGACGAGGCCACCGAAGCCCUGCAGAUCUUUCUGCGGGCCAAGGCGGAAGGCGUCGAGCCCACUUCGUUCCUGUACAACACCGUGAUCGGCAAGCUCGGCAAGGCCCGUCGCAUUGACGACUGCCUGUUCUACUUUGCCGAGAUGCGCGCCUUGGGGAUCGUCCCGACUUCGGUAACAUACGGAACUGUCAUCAACGCCCUGUGCCGUGUUGGCGACGAGACGUUUGCCGAGGAGCUUUUCAACACGAUGGAGGCCAUGCCCAACUACAAGCCGCGACCGGCGCCGUACAACAGCAUGAUGCAGUUCUUCCUGACGACGAAGCGCAACAAGGCCAAGGUCAUCGAGUACUACCAGCGCAUGCUAAAGAACAAGAUCGCGCCGACCGCCCACACCUUCAAGCUCCUGGUCGACAGCCAUGCCACCCUGGAGCCGGUCGACAUGGUGGCCGCGGAAGGGGUUCUUGAGGACAUCAACCGCGCCGGGAUGGCCCCCGAAGCCGUUCACUACGCUGCCCUGAUCCACGCCCACGGUUGCAUUCUCCAUGACAUGAAGAGCGCGCGCAAGGUUUUCGACAAGGUCACGAAGUCCGGCAACCGCGCCAUGGUGACAAGUGCGUGCCUCUACCAGGCCCUCCUCGAGGCCAUGGUCGCCAACCACGAAAUCGCCGAGACCGAGUCGGUCGUUGAGUUAAUGAAACGCCAGGGCGUGUCGCUAACCCCUUACAUGGCCAACACGUUGAUUCACGGUUGGGCGGCCGCCAACAAUGUCGACAAGGCCAAAGAGAUUUACGACGCUAUCGCCCGUGUGAACCGCGAGCCGAGCACAUACGAGGCAAUGACACGAGCGUACCUGUCGGUCCCGCGCCGCGAGGAUGCCAACAGUGUCGUCAGCGAGAUGCUCACUCGCGGGUAUGCGAGCGCGGUCGUCAACAAGGUGCUGGAGCUACUGGGUGGCCCGCGUCCGGAGGGCUCUGCCGCGUAG
Messenger RNA from Dichotomopilus funicola, 3546 nucleotides. RefSeq lists its product as uncharacterized. The transcript has a single exon. NCBI's taxonomy places the organism in Eukaryota, Fungi, Ascomycota, Sordariomycetes, Sordariales, Chaetomiaceae. The record is from RefSeq and is a predicted model, not a curated record. Gene Ontology annotation, molecular function: protein binding. The coding region runs from base 1 to 3546 and encodes 1181 amino acids.